This is a messenger RNA of Laccaria bicolor S238N-H82, 650 nucleotides long. RefSeq lists its product as uncharacterized. The transcript is spliced from 5 exons. Bases 1 to 564 code for a protein of 187 amino acids. The record is from RefSeq and is a predicted model, not a curated record. NCBI's taxonomy places the organism in Eukaryota, Fungi, Basidiomycota, Agaricomycetes, Agaricales, Hydnangiaceae.
AUGCGAUCCUCCAACAUUCUCUACUCUAUUAUUGCUUCUAUUAUCAUUUUGAGUGCAUCGUUGAUCUUUCACUCGGGCGGCAUUAUAGAGUCGAUUGCCUUGGCUCUUGACUUGGUGGCGCUCGCCAUCGUAAUUGGGUUCCUCAUACACGAAAUCAUCAAUCCACGCGAAUCAAUCAUUCGUUCAAGAAACUUGAUUGUUUUUAUGUUCUUGUUUGGAUUAAGUCUCGCAAGUCUCGUCAUAUUUCUUGUGAGAACAACAUCAACGGAGACCAAGAACCUCACGAAAGACUUUGCCGCUCUGCCGGACCCUAGAGCCACUGCAACGACUGCCAUUAUUCUGGCAGUAUUAUCCACUAUUUUCGCCAUUGCGGGUUUCGCCACCUCUUGCGUCGUGCAAGAGAUUCCCCAAGCGAGAUUGAAAAUAUCAGAUCCCAUUCCAGUGCGAGUGUGGCAGCCAGAUACUCCCGCUCAAUUUAUAGAACUCGGCUCGGUUCAAAAGGGGGACCCUCCUCAACCAGAUGAAGCGGCGAUCCGCGAAAGAUGGACUGACAUCCCUGUAUGAGCCAUGUAUAUAAUACGUCCUUUCAAAAGGAUGUGGUCCCAUGUAGAGUUUUAUCAGCCAUGGAAUUGUAUAUUCAUUGAGGUAUC